CAAAGACAAAUACCGUCUGCCAUUUCCAACUUCUAUUUCUUCAUUUCAAAGACGAUUUUAAAAAAAUUCGAAAAAAAAGAAAAGGAAAUAUAGUCUGAUCUGCUUUUCGUUUCCCUCUAUUUUUCUUCCAUUUUCUAAUCUUUGGAGGGAAAGAGCAAAUUUUAAUUUCGUCUUGGAAAAUUCCAGCUCGUUAAAUCGAUUCAAACUUUGGGGAAGCUUGGUGUUGUUUCGCGUCGUUGUUCUGUUUGGAAGUUCGGAUUGCAGUAUAUACAGGAUAAGUUUCCUGGGGCAACUCCCCAUUAACUGAGCAAUGCAGACUAAAAAAAAGGCAACUGUAAAGAAUUCCAGAGAGCUAGCCAGUCAAAGGGUAUCAAGACAGCAAAAGAAACUGGUUGAUAAUGUGCAGGUUCAAGCUAAGAAAGUUACAGAGCUAAUUACAUCUUCUGCUAGGAAGAAAAUUGUUGUUUCUAAGGCAGUUGAGGAGCCAGUCGAUGGAACAAAUUUGGAAUCCCAGUUUAGAUUGGCGGAUGCCAAUCAUACGAACAUUGACUUCGACUAUUACUCCAGGCAUGGGUUUGAUAAUUCUUUUGUAGAUAAGGAGGAUCAUGGUGAUGGGACUACUAAUUGUUCUGCGGACACCAUCUUUUCUCCUUCUUUUCAUAUGACAAAAAGUGUUGUUGGAGGGGAAAUUUCUAGCAGAGAAGACUUCUAUAAAUACUUUCAGCAUGGAAACCAGCAAUUUCCAGACUAUGGGAAGGAGAAUGUACAGAUUGAUUGUCCUGGUGGUGGUGCUCUUCAAUCUGAAGUUUCAUCCACAUACCCCCCCAUGAAAAAUUCUAACCUGGAAUGUAGUGAUGAGAACAAUCAGGAUCACAUGUCAGCUGAAGUCCACCAAGAGAAUGAUGAUGCUGAAGAAUGUGAUGAUUUUGACCCAUACUUUUUCAUAAAGAACCUACCUGAUCUGUCCACAGUGGUCCCAACUUUUAGGCCUCUUCUGUUGCCUAAACAAACAAGAAGCUGUCCAUCAACUUCGCUUGUCUUGGACUUGGAUGAGACUUUGGUGCACUCGAGCCUGGAACCAUGUAAUGAUGCGGAUUUCACAUUCACCGUGAAUUUUAACAUGAAGGAUUACACAGUAUAUGUUCGAUGCCGGCCAUAUCUUGUAGACUUCUUGGAAAGAGUAUCAAAACUUUUUGAGAUAAUCAUAUUCACCGCCAGUCAAAGCAUUUACGCCGAGCAGCUUCUAAAUGUUCUGGAUCCAAAGAGGAAAAUAUUUCGCCAUCGUGUCUACCGUGAUUCCUGCGUGUUUGUUGAUGGAAAUUACCUCAAAGAUCUCUCUGUUCUCGGUCGUGACUUGUCUCGUGUUAUUAUAAUCGACAAUUCUCCUCAGGCAUUCGGCUUCCAAGUUGAUAAUGGAAUUCCUAUCGAAAGCUGGUUCGAUGACCGUUCUGACAGGGAAUUGUUAUCGGUCAUCCCCUUCCUAGAAAGUCUAGUCGGAGUUCAAGAUGUGCGGCCGGUGAUCGCCAAGAAGUUCAAUCUUCGCGAGAAAAUAGCAGCUGCUGUGUGUCCUUCGGAUUUCAACGGAGAACCAUUAGGCCGAUGAAAAAAUGUUCUUUGCUUGGGAAGGAAAAAAAAAGGUAUUGGAGAUUCGAAAUAAACCUUCCAAGAACUGAUAGGCUCGACUUGCUGCCGGGCAUGACUCGGGUUGUUCCGACGGGUAUUGGGUAUCGACUCUGACAUUGGAGCUGUAGCAUCUGUCAGGGGAAAAAUAAUAUAAGACUGCCAAAUUUCCAUUGAAACUCUCUUGGAGUGUUGGAUUUACAUUUACUUGUUGGUUCUCUGUGUUUUGGUACUUAUGAAUUUUUCUGGUGACUUUUUAUUUAUAUGUUUGCCUUUAGUGUUUCAAAUUAUUA
Andrographis paniculata is the source of this 1913-nucleotide messenger RNA. RefSeq lists its product as uncharacterized. The record is from RefSeq and is a predicted model, not a curated record. Lineage: Eukaryota; Viridiplantae; Streptophyta; Magnoliopsida; Lamiales; Acanthaceae. The transcript is spliced from 8 exons. Bases 311 to 1603 code for a protein of 430 amino acids. Gene Ontology annotation, molecular function: phosphoprotein phosphatase activity.